CACGCAUUUCGCACCCUCUCUGCCGAUCUGCCCAGCCCUGCCAGCCGCAGCCGAGCCUCGUCCCAUCGCAAUCCCUCCCCCAGGCCCCAAGGCCCCCCCUCCUCGUCACUCUGCCCGCCCGCCAACCAUGGGAAACCUCUGCUCCAAAGGCUCAAAGAACUUCCAGGGCGACGGUCGCACCCUCGGCUCCUCGGCCACAAACGAUGCCGCCGCCCGGCCCGCCGCCCCUGCCGACAUUGAGCGCCACAGCCAGCCCGCCCAGCGCAGCGCAUUGCAAGGCAACGGCCGGAAGCUGGGUGGCAGCGCGUCCGCCCCCGACGGCGACAACAACCCGCGAAGUGCCGCCGCCAGGGCCGCCGAGGAGCGCGCCGCAGCCCAUCAGGCAAAGACGACAAAAUCCCAGCGCAAGACCGGCCGCGCAACUCUCGAGGAGGCCAGCUACGCCGAGCGUAGAGCUAGGGACGCCGACCAGAUGGCCGACGCGAGGGCCUGGAAUUGAGGCUCGAUGUCGUAGCCAGUCGUCCCUCCUCGGCGGCUCCGCAUAUUUGUACACCAUAUUGGUGGAAUCGCAUGCGCUGUCGGCGCUGACCACGUUGGUCUGAGGAAUGAGGGGGGAGAGACGACUCGGGGACAUUGGUAUAUUGCGGGGCGAACAGGGACUUCUUAGGCGAAAGUGUAAUGGGAGGCGGCGCAUUCUGGAUACCCAGGGAGGUGGUUCAUUGUUGAGCUUAGCAUUUCUGCGCGACAUCGACACUCGUGCAGCUACUUGGUAAGACACAUAGUGGUCGCUAAUAUUUAUUUUGGUCGCAUACUUCAAUCACGGCACAUCACCUACUUAACC
Molecule: messenger RNA, 841 nt
Organism: Aplosporella prunicola CBS 121167
Lineage: Eukaryota; Fungi; Ascomycota; Dothideomycetes; Botryosphaeriales; Aplosporellaceae
Exons: 2
Coding region: 204-602 (132 amino acids)
Source: RefSeq, a predicted model, not a curated record